GCGUUGAAAUAGCGAAGUACUAAUUCCCUCUAGUUACUGUUAGUCUGUUUUGGUCGUUCUUUGGUUCGUUUCCGCACUCUCUCCAUUGCCGUAAUAACCUUUUUUUAUACACGGGUUGAACACGGCAACGCCAAUGAACCUUUAUCCAAAAAUGAAAUUCGACACCGCUGUUGAAUCGAAUCGACUUUGAGUUGCGCUGGAUCUGUUUCCCUCUCAAUUUUUCUUGUAUAAUUAUUAUCAUUACGUUUAUUCUUUCUUUCACUUCAAUUAAUGGAUCCAAGAGGUUUAGCGAUGCUGGUGGCGAUUCUAGUUGCGGAAAUUGGUUUGGUCGCGAACGGGAAUUUAGUGUUCCCGGUGGAGCGUCGGAGAAGGAGUUUAAGCGCUAUCAGAGCUCACGAUGCUCGCCGCCGAGGUAGAAUUCUCUCCGCCGUGGAUCUCAACCUCGGCGGCAAUGGUAUCCCUACUGAAACAGGUUUGUAUUUUACGAAACUCGGGCUUGGCUCUCCUCCGAAGGAUUAUUAUGUGCAAGUUGAUACAGGGAGUGACAUUCUAUGGGUGAAUUGUGUUGAGUGCUCGAAAUGUCCCAGGAAAAGUGAUCUUGGUAUAGAGUUGACUCUCUAUGACCCGAAGGGCUCCGAAACUUCAGACUUGAUUUCUUGUGACCAAGAUUUUUGCUCUGCCACGUAUGAUGGUCCGAUUCCUGGUUGCAAGUCUGAAAUUCCGUGCCCCUACAGCAUAACUUAUGGAGAUGGAAGUGCAACUACUGGAUACUAUGUAAAGGAUUAUCUUACUUAUAACCGUGUCAAUGGCAAUCUUCGUACUGCAACACAAAAUAGCAGCAUCAUUUUUGGGUGCGGUGCAGUACAAUCUGGCACAUUGGCUUCAUCUAGUGAAGAAGCCCUUGAUGGAAUAAUUGGUUUUGGACAAGCAAAUUCUUCGGUGCUUUCACAGCUUGCUGCAUCUGGAAAGGUGAAAAAAAUAUUUUCACACUGCCUUGACAAUAUUCGUGGUGGUGGAAUAUUUGCCAUAGGGGAAGUGGUGGAACCAAAAGUCAGCACAACUCCAUUGGUACCAAAAAUGGCACACUACAAUGUGGUUUUGAAAAAUAUUGAGGUUGAUACAGAUAUUCUACAGCUUCCCUCAGAUGUAUUUGAUUCUGGAAAUGUGAAGGGGACAGUAAUAGAUAGUGGAACAACCUUGGCUUAUCUUCCUGACAUAGUUUAUGACCAACUGAUUCCAAAGGUUUUGGCCGGGCAGCCUGGACUGAAAUUAUAUACUGUUGAGCCACAAUUUAGUUGUUUUCAGUAUACUGGAAAUGUUGAUCACGGAUUUCCAGUUGUCAAGCUUCAUUUUGAGGAUUCUCUUACUCUGACAGUCUAUCCUCACGACUACUUGUUCCAGUUUAGAGAUGGUAUCUGGUGUAUUGGCUGGCAGAAAAGUGUGGCAGAAACGAAGAAUGGAAAGGACAUGACCCUUCUUGGAGAUUUGGUGCUAUCAAACAAACUAGUCUUGUAUGAUCUUGAAAAUAUGGCCAUUGGAUGGACCGACUACAAUUGCUCUUCCAGCAUUAAAGUGAAGGAUGAAACAACUGGAGUAGUACAUACAGUGAGUGCACACAAUAUUUCUGGGGCUUCUACCUUUUUUAUCGGAAGAAUAUUAACUUUCUUUUUGUUACUAACUGCCAUGCUAAUCAAUUAAAUUAACUUGGUUUUGAUAUAAUAGGGAUGACAUUCAUUUGAUUUUGUUGUAACAUAAUUCCUUGAAUGAUAAGGUGUGCAUUGUGUUUGAUAUGGUAUAAUCAGUCAUUUAUAGUGUAGAUAGAAUUGACCAAGGAGCAAAUAUUUUUAAGAUUUUUUCUUUCAGUAUUUUUUUUGUAUUAUUUUUUAAAAUGGAUUUCCUAAAGAAUGUAUUGCCUUGACUUUUAA
Messenger RNA from Cajanus cajan (pigeon pea), 1925 nucleotides. RefSeq names its product aspartic proteinase 36. Gene Ontology annotation, molecular function: aspartic-type endopeptidase activity. Lineage: Eukaryota; Viridiplantae; Streptophyta; Magnoliopsida; Fabales; Fabaceae. The record is from RefSeq and is a predicted model, not a curated record. Gene Ontology annotation, biological process: proteolysis.